Messenger RNA from Hyaloscypha bicolor E, 1602 nucleotides. Its product is annotated as ATP-NAD kinase. The transcript has a single exon. Gene Ontology annotation, molecular function: NAD+ kinase activity. The annotation marks the transcript as partial. The record is from RefSeq and is a predicted model, not a curated record. Gene Ontology annotation, biological process: NAD+ metabolic process; NADP+ biosynthetic process. NCBI's taxonomy places the organism in Eukaryota, Fungi, Ascomycota, Leotiomycetes, Helotiales, Hyaloscyphaceae.
UCAUUCUCUGCUGCUACCACAGUAGGACAGAAUUCCCCGAACGACUCCGCGUCCCUUCCCUCAUCACCCGUGUUUCCAGCUUCAUUUAAGCCUGCCUUCGGGCACCGCAAGAACGCUCUGUCCGUGGAGUCCAUACCCAGGCAAACAAUCAUAAAGGCAUUGGCAUCCGCUGGCAGGAAUCACAACCCGCAAAACUUAUCCUUGUCCAGCAUGAUUGCCGCACAUAAACAGAUGGAGCAUCGACCUGGGACUGCCUCCUCCCAAAAACUGUCGGCCGCCUUGUCAAGCCUCACGGACAGGGCCGGAACCCCAACAACUCCUCGUUUCACUGCCCUACAAUCGCCCUGCUUCUAUCACGAACGAUUUGAUGAUGUCCUCAACAUCGACAAAGUUCUCGAAGAGAUCCAGGGGAACGAAUGGAUUUCCCACUCUCGGCUGCUCGCAACGGCUACUGGUGUCCGAGAAAUAUCAAAACAACUACAACGUCGUCCAAUGAAAAGGGCGGUCCGUAAUGUCAUGAUCGUUACUAAAGCGAGAGACAAUCAAUUGGUCAACUUGACGAAGGAGCUUGCGAUGUGGCUUAUGAGCACUCCCAGAUACGGAUCCGAGCUUGGUGUUACUGUCUACGUUGAUGCCAAACUCAAGACGUCGAAACGGUUUGGUGCUGCUGAUAUUUUGGAGGCGCAUCCUCGCUUACAACAUCUCUUGCGAUACUGGAGACCCGAGAUGUGUCGGAACCAACCCGAGAAGUUUGACCUGGUCCUCACCCUUGGAGGUGAUGGCACUGUCCUCUUCACGUCUUGGCUUUUCCAAGGGAUCGUUCCCCCAAUAUUGUCAUUCAGUCUCGGCAGCCUCGGAUUCUUGACCAACUUUGAAUACGACAAAUUCAAAGAGCAGUUGAACAAGGUGAUGGGAGAGGAUGGCAUGCGAGUAAGCAUGCGUAUGCGUUUCACAUGCACUGUCUACAAAGGUGGCGUCUCCGGUCAAGACAUGGAAGAGGCCGAGCAAUUUGAGGUUCUCAAUGAGCUUGUCAUUGACCGUGGACCAUCUCCCUACGUCUCAAACCUUGAGUUGUACGGAGACAACGAACUCCUCACCGUAGUCCAGGCCGACGGUUGCAUUUUCGCCACACCAACUGGUUCGACAGCCUACUCUCUGUCAGCGGGUGGCUCUCUUGUCCACCCUGAUAUCCCGGCAAUUCUUCUUACCCCAAUUUGCCCACACACCCUUUCCUUCAGACCUAUGGUUCUUUCGGACAGUCUUCUGCUUCGAGUCUCUAUUCCUCGCAACUCCCGUGCCACAGCCUACUGCUCCUUUGACGGCAAAAAUCGCGUGGAGCUCAAGCAAGGUGAUCAUAUCACAAUCGCUGCGUCUCAAUACCCAUUCCCUACCGUAAUGAAAUCUGGUUCGGAAUGGUUCGAAAGUGUGUCUACAUCUCUGAAAUGGAACACCAGAGGUGCAGCACAGAAAGGAUGGGACGGUCUGGAAGAGAACGAAGAGCAAGGCGAUGAGUGGGACAUUGAUUUUGACGAUUCUGCGUACGGCACAAGCGAAGAUUGCAGCGAUAGUGCUAGCCCUCCUCGAACGGCCAUGAGCUUGCUC